Cercospora beticola is the source of this 2169-nucleotide messenger RNA. RefSeq lists its product as uncharacterized. The record is from RefSeq and is a predicted model, not a curated record. NCBI's taxonomy places the organism in Eukaryota, Fungi, Ascomycota, Dothideomycetes, Mycosphaerellales, Mycosphaerellaceae.
CACUACGAAUGUCAUUCGCUCGUGUUGAGGCCAGAGAAGACAGGCUAUCCAUUUCGAGCCGAAUAAUGCGAGAACAACCUCGACUAACAAUGCGACGUCACUGAAUACUGCAUGCUCGCUCGCUCUGCACCCGGAGAUGCAUCCGGCCAAGGCUGUACAGCCCCAUGGUUGAAUCCUCGGUAUCGUGGUGCUCGGCGAGUUCGGAGGGACAUUGGGCCUAGUCGUUUCAGAAUUACUGGAAACAUUGAUGAAUCACAUCUAUAGAAAGCUCUCGCAUCACGCCUUCUCCCCGGAUCGUGCCUCUUUGCGACUUGCUCACCAGAAAUAGGACACAAUGAACGAUAUGACUUGAGGAUUUGGAGUAUUUUCCAGACUGUCGGAUACUGGCUAUCAUCACGACCACACAUUCUCUUCGACAACAUGUCCUCUCCAGUGGACCUAAGCACGACCGCCGCGAUGCCGGCACCAGAAGGGUACACAGCGAACCUUGAAAACCCGGUGACACAGCAUAGAGACGCUGGAGUGGUUCUAGCAAUACUGGGGAUGGUCGUUUCAACUGCUUUUCUUUCACUGAGAAUCUACACAAGAGCGUUCGCUUCACGACGAUGGGGAAUUGACGAUGCUGCAAUUGUCGUGGCUUGGAUGCUUUCGAUCUCCUUGCAAGCAAUACUCAUCUACCUUUGGGCGACCGAGCUCAUAAGUGUCCACCUCUGGGACCUUUCACUUUCUCAGGCCAAAGAGUCUCUUCCCUUAACCACGAUAAGCGCCGGCGCUUUAUACAUUUUUACGAUGGCCAUCGCCAAACUGUCUCUUUUGGUUUAUUACCACAAGCUUUCUCCUUCCCGCUGGUUCCGAUACCUGAUAUACGCCAUUGGGACUCUCAUCAUUGUUUACAGCACAGCACUUUUCUUUGCUGUGAUCUUUGCUUGCAAGCCGGUCGACAUGAGCUGGGAUUUGACGAUUAGGGUUGGAAAAUGCCUGGACAAAGACGCCAUCUAUCUUGGACACGCCGGGCUCAAUACUGGCACGACUCUUCUGCUAUUCGGCAUUCCUGUCCCGAUGAUUUUGAAGCUGGAGAUUCCUAGAAUGCAGAAAAUUGGACUGGCUUCGAUGCUUUUCGUUGGUGUACUAACACUUAUCGCAAGUAUCGUCAGACUUGCCCUUUUGCCUGCUGCAAUCCACUCCGCAGACGCGACAUGGAGUAUCUCAAAACCAGCCAUCUGGCUCUGCAUCGAAACGAAUCUGGUCAUCAUUUGCGGCUGCCUCCCGAGCAUGCGGUCAUUCUUCCGACACGUUGCCCCAAAAUAUGUCGGCGAGCGAUAUGAUGACGAUUACGAGAAGAGCCUUACAGGAGAUCGCAUAUCUGGCGGAGCUGCAGCCUCCUCGCUCACUCUCGACGAGAUGGCCAAGUUGAACCGAUUGAGCAAAAGCCAGCCCAAGAUCUUCACAAGCUUCGAAGCAUGGCAGUCUUGGUGGGAGAAAGACGUCGAAGGGAACAAGAAUGCAAAUAGGAAAAGCUUGUCGAAACGUGCUUCGCAGGAUUACAUUCUGGACGAGAAGAAUGGCCAGCGUGUUUCCAGAGCACGAGGCAAAACUUUCUCGGCAAUAACGGAAGAGCAAGAUCAUCACGACGGCCGCAAGAGAGCACUGUCAGCUGCCAGCAAAGGUACUGUGUCCACUGUGACGAGACCUCUAACUGCUCGGAGCCAGAAGAGUUCUAUGUCCUUGCGAACAAACUACAGCGGCACGACAGUCGGGUCGGUGAUAUACGAGAAGACGUCUGCAGCUGUCCCGCCCAGGCCCAUUCAGCCGAGAAUGAGGUCUGAUACUCAUACGACGAUGCCUCAGAGCGUUGGCUUGGGGAUCUAUGGAUACCAGAGUGCACAGACGACUGAACAGUCGCCUAGGGUGUCGAAUGAGCGAAAGUGAGAUGACGAGGAGGAGCUUCGAGAACUUUCGCGUUAUGGUCACUGAGAGCCGAGAAAUGGCAGACACCAGAGGCUAUGAGCUGAUGAAGAUGACGAAAUGGGGAUGGCGAGCGAUGCGAGAACGUGAUACGACUAGGCGGAUGCGAUGAAUUUUUGAAUUGGAAAAUGAUACCCAAAUUGUGUAGCAUAUGUACUUGGAGGCCAGCUCCAAGAAGCUUGCCAGUGUAACUACUAGGUGGAC